Exophiala dermatitidis NIH/UT8656 is the source of this 1116-nucleotide messenger RNA. RefSeq names its product protein kinase. Gene Ontology annotation, molecular function: protein serine/threonine kinase activity; ATP binding. Gene Ontology annotation, cellular component: cytoplasm; cytoskeleton. The coding region runs from base 1 to 1116 and encodes 371 amino acids. Lineage: Eukaryota; Fungi; Ascomycota; Eurotiomycetes; Chaetothyriales; Herpotrichiellaceae. The transcript has a single exon. The record is from RefSeq and is a predicted model, not a curated record. Gene Ontology annotation, biological process: actomyosin structure organization; peptidyl-threonine phosphorylation.
AUGUAUGAAUGUCUCUAUGGCUUCACCCCUUUUGCUUGUGAAGAUCGCCAUCAAACCAAGCUCAAGAUUCUGCAGCACAAGAAGACUUUGGCAUUUCCGGAGUCCGAGGUCAACCCGGUACCAAGCAUCGAGGCCAUGGACUUGAUGAUGCAACUUCUUGUUGAGAAGGAAAAGCGUCUUUGUAGUCGUCAAUAUGAGCUGAACGAUUUCACCCGGAAGAUUGUUCGAGGCCGGGUCGUGCGAUGUGUUGCCGACAAGACGCAUCAGAACUAUCAAGGGUACUUUGUGUAUUCUGAGGACGCUGAGGAUAUCAAACGUCAUGCCUUCUUCAGAGAUAUUGACUGGGAUACCAUCCAUCUGCGUCGCCCCCCUUUUGUGCCCCGCGUCAGAGACUGGGAAGAUACCAAGUAUUUUGACGAAGAAGAGCCGGUGUCUGACAUUAACACCGCAACGACACUAGACGAAGAGGUUAUCAGAAGGGACGAUGAAAACCAGAAAACCAGAGGUCUCAGCAAAGACCUGUCACCUCCACCUGCUGCUACUACGAGCUCGCAAGUGAGCCACCACCAACAGGAAGACCAAAACAUUGUGCCCUCCACUGCGUUAAAGGUGCCCCAGCAGGCUGACGGCCCCAAUCCAGAGAUUUUUCUACGUGCGGAAGACAGCAUGAAUGACAUGAGAAACCCUCUUUUAGCACCACAAAAUCCUGCGGUGCCAUCCAAGCUUUGCGUGCCUAGCCCUGGAAGUCCUGUUGCGGACAAUGGCUUCCAAGUUGACGGUCCGACAGAACGCGUAUCUGUCCCAGUGAUCAAAGCACCGCCGAAGAGGAAAGAAAAGAAGCGACCUAGGGACGUAAUCUUGAGGGAUCCAGUCACCGGACCCGAAGCCUUGGAAAUCCGCAAGGCCAGUGCUUUUCUUGGUUACGACUAUCGACAGCCGAGGACGGUGCAGGAUAUCAUUGAACAAGUGAUCGCCGAGGAACUCACAAGCAGUCGAGCAAAAGACAACAGGUACGGACUUGACCAGGAUGAUCCUGAUUUGUCCUCGGAGAAGAGGAUGUUUGUUGAAGCUGGAGGGCAUUUGUCGUCACCACGAAGAGUAGGCGGGCUGCUGUAA